UUUGACAAUCGCCAAAUCAGCUCGAUUGCUAACUAGAUUUUAAUGUAUCUUAAUUAAAGAUUAAUAAAUAUUAGUGUUUUAAAUGAAGUGUUAGAGUGGUGUAGAUUGUUUAGUUACUUAACUUCUUUUAGUUUCACAUAUGAGAAACUGAAAAUAAACUAUGGCCACGUAUGAAGAGUUCAUUCAGCAGAAUGAAGAUCGGGACGGAAUACGAUUCACAUGGAAUGUAUGGCCUUCAAGCAGGAUUGAGGCAACCAGACUGGUGGUGCCCUUAGUCAGCUUAUAUCAGCCGUUAAAAGAGCGGCCAGAUCUUCCUCCUAUUCAAUAUGAACCAGUUUUGUGCACUCGUAAUACAUGCAGGGCAGUCUUGAAUCCCAUGUGCCAAGUAGAUUAUAGAGCAAAAUUAUGGGUUUGCAACUUUUGUUUCCAAAGAAAUCCUUUUCCACCACAAUAUGCUGCUAUAUCUGAACAACAUCAGCCAGCUGAGCUAAUACCAAACUUUUCAACUAUAGAGUAUACCAUAACAAGAGCUCAAAGUAUGCCUCCAAUUUUCCUUCUUGUGGUUGAUACUUGUUUAGAUGAGGAAGAACUCGGAGCUCUUAAAGAUUCUCUUCAAACAUCACUUAGUUUAAUGCCACAAAACGCUUUAGUUGGUUUAAUUACUUUUGGCCGUAUGGUGCAAAUUCAUGAGUUAGGUACUGAGGGCAUCUACAAGUGUUAUGUAUUUAAGGGUACAAAAGAUUUGUCAGCGAAGCAGAUUCAAGAACAACUGUCUAUUGGUAGAGUGAAUGUACCAAACCCUCAACAAAGGCAAGGAGCACCACAAUCACAACCUCCAGCCCACCGUUUCUUGCAACCAGUUAAGCAGUGUGAUAUGGCUUUAACAGACCUGCUUAGUGAACUUGGUCGUGAUCCUUGGCCAUUAGGUGUUGGAAAACGUCCCUUGAGAAGUAGUGGUGUGGCGCUUUCAUUAGCUGUGGGUUUAUUAGAAGUGACGUACCCUAACACUGGAGCUAGAAUCAUGAUGUUCCUUGGAGGACCUUGCUCCCAAGGGCCAGGCCAAGUCGUUAAUGAUGAGCUUAAGCAGCCCAUUCGUUCCCACCAUGACAUCCAUAAGGAUAAUGCCAAGUAUAUGAAGAAAGCCAUUAAACAUUAUGAGGCUCUGGCAUUCAGAUCUGCAACUAAUGGUCAUGCUAUUGAUAUUUAUUCCUGUGCUUUGGAUCAGACUGGUUUAAUGGAAAUGAAACAAUGCUGCAACUCUACUGGUGGCCACAUGGUGAUGGGAGAUUCAUUUAACUCCUCCUUGUUCAAGCAGACCUUCCAGCGAGUAUUUGCCAAGGAUCAGAAAGGCGAUUACAAAAUGGCAUUUAAUGGUACCUUGGAGGUGAAGUGUAGUAGAGAAUUAAAAAUAAGUGGUGCAAUUGGCUCUUGUGUGUCCCUGAAUGUAAAGGGGCCAUGUGUGUCGGAUCAAGAGGUGGGAAUGGGUAACACUUGUCAGUGGAAGAUGUGUACUUUCACACCAAGCACUACCAUGGCUAUAUUCUUUGAGGUAGUAAGCCAGCAGGCAGCAGCAGUUCCAGCAGGUGGGCGUGGUUGUGUCCAGCUAAUCACCAACUAUCAACACUCCAGCGGACAAAGACGCAUACGAGUUACGACUAUUGCGCGCAAUUGGGCAGACCCAGCCGUCAACCUUCCCCACAUAGCAGCUGGUUUUGACCAGGAAGCAGCUGCAGUGGUAAUGGCCCGACUUGUUGUAUAUCGAGCUGAACAUGAAGAUGGACCUGAUGUGCUUCGUUGGCUUGAUCGAAUGCUCAUACGAUUGUGCCAGAAGUUCGGCGAAUACGCCAAAGACGAUCCUAACAGCUUCCGGUUAUCGGAGAACUUCAGUCUGUAUCCGCAGUUCAUGUAUCAUCUGCGAAGGUCACAGUUCUUGCAGAUGUUCAACAACUCGCCAGAUGAAACCACAUUUUACAGGCACAUGUUAAUGCGAGAGGACCUAACUCAAUCGUUGAUUAUGAUCCAGCCGAUUCUAUACUCAUACAGCUUCGGUGGUCCACCAGAGCCAGUGUUACUAGAUACGUCGUCAAUUCAACCAGACCGUAUACUACUUAUGGACACGUUCUUCCAGAUAUUGAUUUACCAUGGAGAGACGAUAGCCCAAUGGCGAGCACUACGUUACCAAGACAUGCCGGAGUAUGAAAGCUUCGCCCAAUUACUCCGAGCGCCGGUCGACGAUGCGCAAGAGAUCCUUCAAAGCCGUUUCCCAGUACCAAGAUAUAUUGACACUGAACAUGGCGGAUCACAGGCACGAUUCUUACUGUCAAAAGUGAACCCAUCGCAGACGCACAACAACAUGUACGCAUACGGAGGGGCGAUGCCGAUUCCAUCAGCGGAUGGUGGAGCUCCUGUACUAACGGACGACGUGUCGUUGCAAGUAUUCAUGGAGCACUUGAAGAAGUUAGCCGUGUCUUCAACCGCUUAGCAGGAAAUGACUUAUAACACCAGCUUUUUUUUCAGCUGGUAAAAGUUGCAAGACAUUAACCUGUUAAACGGAAA
This is a messenger RNA of Pieris brassicae (large cabbage white), 2556 nucleotides long. RefSeq names its product protein transport protein Sec23A (gene Sec23). The record is from RefSeq and is a predicted model, not a curated record. Gene Ontology annotation, biological process: endoplasmic reticulum to Golgi vesicle-mediated transport; COPII-coated vesicle budding; intracellular protein transport. The transcript is spliced from 14 exons. Lineage: Eukaryota; Metazoa; Arthropoda; Insecta; Lepidoptera; Pieridae. The coding region runs from base 161 to 2482 and encodes 773 amino acids. Gene Ontology annotation, molecular function: GTPase activator activity; zinc ion binding. Gene Ontology annotation, cellular component: COPII vesicle coat; endoplasmic reticulum exit site.